Gracilinanus agilis (Agile Gracile Mouse Opossum) is the source of this 4224-nucleotide messenger RNA. It is a transcript of the gene MAP3K5, whose product is annotated as mitogen-activated protein kinase kinase kinase 5. NCBI's taxonomy places the organism in Eukaryota, Metazoa, Chordata, Mammalia, Didelphimorphia, Didelphidae. Gene Ontology annotation, biological process: MAPK cascade; cellular response to stress; intrinsic apoptotic signaling pathway in response to oxidative stress. Gene Ontology annotation, molecular function: ATP binding; MAP kinase kinase kinase activity. The transcript has 30 exons. The record is from RefSeq and is a predicted model, not a curated record. The coding region runs from base 16 to 4179 and encodes 1387 amino acids.
GAGCCCCUGGAAGAGAUGAGCGCGGAGGACAGCGAGGGCAUCACUUUCCCUGUACCCCCGUUUAGCCCCCCAGGAUUCUGCACCUUUCAGGAGGUCGGCAGCGGCAGGAGAGGUGGAGCGACAGCGGCUGCAGCUGCUACUCCGGGCGAGGGAAGCCAGCUCCCACCACCGCCCCCUCCCCCCGGUACCUUCUGGAAUGUGGAGAGCAGCGGCACCUCCGUCACCUGCGCUGGGGGCAUCUCGGCAACUGCGAUCGCAGGCGGGGCCCCGAGCGCCCCCCGAAGUCGGGGCAACUCGGCUGGCGCUGGCGGCAGCAGCCGGAGAACCACUGUGGCAUAUGUGAUCAAUGAAGCGAGCCAGGGGCAGCUGGUGGUGGCGGAGAGCGAGGCCCUGCAGUGCCUUCGGGAGGCGUGCGAGGCAGUGGGCGCUGCGCUGGAGACCUUGCAUUUUGGCAAACUAGACUUUGGGGAAACCGCGGUGUUGGAUCGCUUCUACAAUGCAGAUAUCGCUGUGGUCGAGAUGAGUGAUGCUUUCCGACAGCCUUCCUUGUUUUACCAUCUUGGGGUGAGGGAGAGCUUCAGCAUGGCCAACAAUAUCAUUCUCUACUGUGACACCAAUUCAGAUUCUCUUCAGUCAUUGAAGGAAAUCAUUUGCCAGAAGAAUACUAUGUGCACUGGAAACUACACAUUUGUUCCAUACAUGAUAACCCCCCAUAACAAAGUCUACUGCUGUGAUAGCAGCUUUAUGAAGGGAUUGACAGAGCUCAUGCAGCCUAAUUUUGAGCUACUUCUUGGACCUAUCUGCUUACCUUUAGUGGAUCGUUUUAUUCAACUUUUGAAAGUGGCACAAGCUAGUUCAAGUCAGUAUUUCCGGGAGUCUAUACUCAGUGAUAUCAGGAAAGCCCGUAAUCUCUACACAGGCAGAGAAUUGGCAGCUGAGUUGGAAAGAAUCCGACAGCGGGUGGAUAAUAUUGAAGUCUUGUCAGCAGAUAUUGUCAUAAAUUUGCUACUGUCCUACAGAGAUAUUCAGGACUAUGAUUCUAUUGUGAAGCUUGUAGAGACUUUAGAAAAGCUGCCGACCUUUGAUUUGGCCUCCCAUCAUCAUGUGAAGUUCCAUUAUGCAUUUGCACUGAACAGACGAAAUCUCCUUGGAGAUAGAGAAAAAGCCCUUGAUAUUAUGAUUCCUCUGGUGCAAUGUGAAGGCCAGGUUGCUUCAGAUAUGUAUUGUCUGGUGGGUCGAAUCUACAAAGAUAUGUUUUUGGACUCCAAUUUUACAGACACAGAAAGCAGAGAUCAUGGAGCUUCCUGGUUCAAAAAGGCAUUUGAGUCUGAGCCAACACUACAGUCAGGAAUUAAUUAUGCUGUUCUACUUCUGGCUGCUGGACACCAGUUCGAAUCUUCCUUUGAGCUACGGAAAGUUGGAGUGAAACUAAGCAGUCUUCUUGGUAAAAAGGGAAACCUAGAAAAACUCCAGAGCUACUGGGAGGUUGGAUUUUUCCUUGGUGCCAGCGUACUAGCCAACGAUCACUUGAGAGUGAUACAAGCUUCUGAAAAGCUUUUUAAACUGAAGACACCAGCAUGGUAUCUGAAGUCUAUUGUAGAGACCAUUUUGAUAUAUAAGCAUUUUAUGAAAUUGACUACGGAACCACAUGGAGCCAAGCAAGAACUUGUGGAUUUUUGGAUGGAUUUCCUGGUUGAAGCCACAAAGACAGAUGUGACAGUAGUUAGGUUUCCGGUUUUAAUAUUAGAACCAACAAAAAUCUAUCAACCUUCGUAUUUGUCUAUCAACAAUGAGGCUGAUGAAAAGACAAUAUCUAUCUGGCACGUGCUUCCUGAUGACAAGAAAGGUAUUCAUGAAUGGAAUUUUAGUGCUUCUUCUGUCAGGGGAGUAAGCAUUUCAAAGUUUGAAGAACGAUGCUGCUUUUUAUAUGUACUUCACAACUCGGAUGAUUUUCAAAUCUAUUUCUGUACAGAUCUUCACUGCAAAAAGUUUUUUGAAAUGGUGAAUACAAUUACUGAAGAAAAAGGGAAAAACUCAGAAGAAGGAGAAUGUGAUAGUGAUUCCUUAGAGUAUGACUAUGAAUAUGAUGAAAAUGGUGACAGAGUCAUUUUAGGGAAGGGUACUUAUGGUAUAGUUUAUGCCGGACGUGACCUGAGCAAUCAAGUCAGAAUCGCUAUUAAAGAAAUUCCAGAGCGGGAUAGCAGAUAUUCCCAGCCUUUACAUGAGGAAAUAGCAUUGCAUAAGCACCUGAAACACAAAAAUAUUGUCCAGUAUCUGGGCUCAUUCAGUGAGAAUGGCUUCAUUAAAAUUUUCAUGGAACAGGUUCCAGGAGGAAGCCUUUCUGCUCUUCUUCGGUCAAAAUGGGGUCCCUUAAAAGAUAAUGAGCAAACUAUUGGCUUUUAUACAAAGCAAAUUCUCGAAGGAUUAAAAUAUCUUCAUGAUAAUCAGAUUGUACACCGGGAUAUAAAGGGUGACAAUGUGUUGAUCAACACAUAUAGUGGCGUUCUCAAGAUCUCUGAUUUUGGCACAUCGAAGAGGCUUGCUGGCAUAAAUCCAUGUACUGAAACUUUCACUGGUACACUUCAAUAUAUGGCACCAGAAAUAAUAGAUAAAGGACCAAGAGGAUAUGGAAAAGCGGCAGACAUAUGGUCUUUGGGCUGUACGAUCAUCGAAAUGGCCACAGGAAAACCACCAUUUUAUGAAUUAGGAGAACCUCAAGCAGCUAUGUUCAAGGUGGGAAUGUUCAAGAUACACCCAGAGAUCCCCGAGUCUAUGUCAGCAGAGGCCAAGGCUUUCAUAUUGCACUGUUUUGAACCAGAUCCUGACAAAAGAGCCUGUGCCAAUGAUUUGCUCGACGAUGAGUUCUUAAAAGUUUCCAGUAAAAAGAAGAAGACACAGCCUAAACUCUCAGCUCUUUCAGCUGGAUCAAAUGAAUAUCUUAGGAGCAUAUCCUUGCCAGUCCCUGUGCUUGUGGAAGAUACAAGCAGCAGCAGUGAGUAUGGCUCCGUUUCGCCUGACACAGAUUUAAAAGUGGAUCCCUUCUCUUUCAAAACAAGAGCCAAAUCCUGUGGAGAAAAAGAUGGGAAAGGAAUACGGACACUCUUUCUGGGUAUUCCAGAUGAGAAUUUUGAAGAUCACAGUGCUCCCCCUUCCCCUGAAGAAAAAGAUUCGGGAUUCUUUAUGCUGAGAAAAGACAGUGAACGAAGAGCCACUCUCCAUAGGAUAUUAACAGAAGACCAAGACAAAGUUGCAAGAAAUCUAAUGGACUCAUUGGCUCAGGGAGCUGAGGAGCCCAAACUAAGAUGGGAACACAUCACAACUUUAGUUUCGAGCCUCAGAGAGUUUGUGAGAUCAACAGAUCGAAAAAUCAUUGCCACCACACUGUCAAAGCUGAAGCUGGAGCUGGAUUUCGAUAGCCACGGCAUCAGUCAAGUCCAAGUGGUUCUGUUUGGUUUUCAAGAUGCUGUCAAUAAAGUCCUUCGGAAUCACAACAUCAAGCCUCACUGGAUGUUCGCCUUGGACAGCAUCAUCCGAAAGGCAGUCCAAACAGCCAUCACCAUUCUGGUUCCAGAACUGAGGCCACAUUUUAGCCUGGCAUCUGAGAGUGAUACAGCCGAUCAGGAUGACCUGGAUGUUGAAGAUGACCAUGAUGAACAGCCUCCCACUCAGACUAAUCGAAGACCUCAGGCAGUCAUUGAAGAUGCUGUGGCCACCUCUGGGGUGAGCACACUCAGUUCCACAGUAUCGCAUGAUUCCCAAGGUGCUCAUAGAUCUCUGAAUGUCCAGCUGGGGAGGAUGAAAAUAGAGACAAAUAGACUACUGGAGGAAUUAGUUCGGAAAGAAAGGGAAUUCCAAGCACUCCUUCAUCAAGCAAUUGAAGAAAAAGAUCAAGAAAUUAAACACCUGAAGCUUAAGUCACAGCCAAUAGAUAUUCCUGGGCUAUACGUUUGUCAUCUAAAUUCUCCUAGCAUAGGAGCUGAAGAUUCUGAACUUAUUGACUGGCUGAGAGAGAAUGGAGCAGAUGAGGACACUAUAAGCAGGUUUUUGGCUGAAGACUACAGUCUAGUGGAUGUUCUCUACUACGUUACCCGGGAUGAUUUGAAAUGCCUGCGGCUGAGGGGAGGGAUGCUGUGUACACUGUGGAAAGCCAUCACUGACUUUCGAGAAAAACAACCUUGACUGUCUAUGGUUCAGCGUGCUUCUGCUCUUCAGUGGAGAGUCUGA